CAAACACAACAGGCUUUACAAGCGUUAAAAACAUCUUCCCGUUUGGAUUCAGCCCGUUUACACUUGACAAAGAAGAUUUGUUUAAUUUUCCUGCAACAUGGAGAUGGGAGUGAAGAGGCUUCACAGAAACCUGCUACAGGCUCUGUGGUUGUGGAGUCUGUUGACUGUUCAUGUGCUCAGCUGUCCAGAUUCCUGCAGGAAGUGUUCAGGGCAAGAAACGCACCAGUGUGAAGAAUGCAGAACUGGCUGGACACUCCAUAAUAAAACAUGUGUAGACAUUGAUGAGUGUGGCACAGAGCUGGAUAACUGUUUACCAAACAGUUACUGCUUUAACACAGAGGGAUCCUUUGAAUGCAGAGGUUGUGAUGUGGCCUGUGUGGGGUGUAUGGGUGGUGGACCGGCUCGCUGCCGGAAAUGUGCUCCUGGAUAUAGACUGACAGGAUCCAAGUGCUUGGACGUAGAUGAAUGCAGUGACCGGGUCCUUGCCUGCCGUGGCCUGGAUGAGAUCUGUAUCAACACAGAGGGCUCCUUCCGUUGUGAAUGUGCUCAAGGCUUCAACCGCAAAGACAGCGUUUGCGAGAGGAAGCAGAUUCCUUGUGUUCAGGAGAAGGGUCUGUUUGAGGAUAUCCAGGAUGAUGAGGUGGAGGUGCUGCAAAAGAUGUUCUUUGGGGUGGUGCUGUGUGCUCUGGGCACACUUGCAGCAAAAGGAGAUUUGGUUUACACAUCUGUAUUCAUGGGAGCAGCUGCAGCUAUGGCGGGUUACUGGCUUUCUGAUAGAGGGGACCGUUUGAUAGACGGCUUUCUAAAGGGCCGUUAAAACUGCUAGUAGUUAGAAAAACAGGACAUGUCCCAAAACAGAUGGGCAAAUGUGUGUGACACUGCUUAGCAAGGAAUCUGAAGCAACACAGUAUUAUAUUUUGAGUUAAGUUAGAGGGUGCAGAGUAGGGCUCUUAAUCGUUAGGUAUAACAUGACUUGAUUAAAUUUGGAUCAAAAUCAAAUUAUUCUCAGUUCACAACAAAAGAUGAAUGCAAAAAAGCAGACGCACAUUUGAAAGAGUAAAGUGUAUGUAUAGUUAUUAUAUCUAAGGCAAUUUAUAAUACAGGACUAAAAGGUUUAUAAAUAUUAGUUUAUUACUAAAAUAAGUACUAAAGAUUAAUUAAAUUAAACAGGCUAUCCAUCUGUAGUUACACAGGAUUUUAAAUAACUUGUGAUAAAGGAAUGUGAUGUCAUCCUGAAGUGACAUUUUAUUAAAGUUUUUACAUAAGCUGACUGAAAUGUAUGGCAGUAUAUAAACAUGUACCAUAUACAGUACCAGUCAAAUGUUUGAAAACACUUCUCCAUUAAAUCCAAUAGUAAAGUGUGUCCAAACCUGGUAGUGUGCGUCCCAAAACUGUGUGUGAGACAAUUACCUUACGUGCUACAUCAUCUGUGGGAACUGUGGCUUGAAUGUACAUUUGUGUUUGCUUAGCAAUGGAUGUCAGUACCUUAAGUAAAGGUUUCCGUAACUUUUACCUUUGUUAAACCUUGCAGCACUUGCAUAAGUCUUGAGAAUAAAUGGAUGUUUUUUUUUGCCUGUUUACUA
Messenger RNA from Melanotaenia boesemani (Boeseman's rainbowfish), 1583 nucleotides. RefSeq names its product protein disulfide isomerase Creld1 (gene creld1a). NCBI's taxonomy places the organism in Eukaryota, Metazoa, Chordata, Actinopteri, Atheriniformes, Melanotaeniidae. Gene Ontology annotation, molecular function: calcium ion binding. The record is from RefSeq and is a predicted model, not a curated record. The transcript is spliced from 6 exons. The coding region runs from base 98 to 817 and encodes 239 amino acids.